AACAACGACAAACAAAAAUAAAAUUAAGUGAAGCUUAUUGUGUGACGAGGGAUUUUUUUUUAUUUCGUACCUGAAUGAAACUAAACGAGUAAAAAAAUUGGUUUUAAAAAUUAUUUUCAACCGCAAGCACCCGUCAAUUUAAUCUCAACAAUGACCAAAUGUCUCAUGGCAAAGAAAUGGAAAGCUUAUCCUUGGCCUGAUCGAGUUGGUGAGCCUACAAUAGAGGUGGAAGAAGACGAAGAAAUUGACGUAGUUGGUGAUUCGCCGGCAAAUCAAAAACAAACAAAGACAUCAACAUGCUGGGGACCAUCUUCACCAACUGCUGGCACAACAGCCCCAAGUCCACCACCACACUCGCCUGAGGCCACAAAAGGCUCUAAUAUUUUAUAUAAUGGAUAUGGACAUGAAAUUCCCUCAAUACACUUCACAGCCUACUUACCAAGAAUGGAACAAGAGGUAACUAUCGUUACGUCAUCUCAAGGAACGCAUUAUGUAGCAACACCACACCAGUCAUCACCAAAUGGUGAAUCGACAACGUCAUCCUCUUCAUCAUCAUCAUCAUCGUCACCAACAGCCCAAAAUCAGCCACAAAGAAAAUCGUUAGCAAUGUGCUUUACGAGUACUGGUGCCGCAUUGUCAUUGCCACCCAAAAAGAAAGACAUUUAUCGUCCAUAUUCGCUGGAUGAUAGGCCAUCAAGUCAAUCAAGUCAUUUACAGUCAUCACAUCCGCCACGUUACGAAUUGAGAAUACCUGCUGAAGAAGAUUUACAUGCCGCACAUGCAAUAUUAGAUCUAAGUGCAUCAACAGCAUUCCUACCACCAAUACAAUCGCCGACAUCUUCUUUAUCAUCGUCAUCGUCCCAUCACAAUGUGAAUGGCAAUAACAAUAAUAAUAAUAACAAUAAUAAUAAUAAUAAUAAUAAUACUAGUUGUAGAGAUAGCAAUAAUUCUAAUAGUGAAAAUCAUGUACAAAAAUCAAAUAACAGCAUAACAAUUAUAUUGUCAAAAUCAGAUGAUCGAUUACAGUCAUUUAAUGGAAUUAAGCAUCAACAGCAACAACAGCAGCAGCAACAGCAUUCACAUAAAGUUGGUGAUGUACACAUACAGAAUGAGAAUGAUAAUAAUUCAAGUGUUAACAUAAAGAAUAAUAAUCAAAAUCAAUUGGAAACAAUACGAAUUCCACCCGGUGCUUUAACACCGACCGGUGGACGUACAGUGGCAUAUACAUACGAGGCAUUUUUCGUCAGCGAUGGACGAUCAAAAAGGAAAAUAAAUGGUGGCGAUAUUGUGGUGACUGAGAGUAAGGCAAAGUAUACAUGCACAGAAUGUGGUAAACAAUAUGCGACAUCAAGUAACCUGUCACGUCACAAGCAGACACAUCGAAGUCUCGACUCACAGUCAGCAAAAAAGUGUCAUACAUGCGGAAAGGCAUACGUCUCAAUGCCAGCAUUAGCAAUGCACGUCUUAACACAUAAGUUAUCGCACAGUUGUGGGGUUUGUGGAAAGCUUUUUUCACGACCGUGGCUACUGCAAGGUCAUUUGAGAUCACAUACAGGCGAGAAGCCAUACGGUUGUGCACAUUGUGGAAAGGCAUUCGCUGAUCGGAGCAAUUUACGAGCACAUAUGCAAACACACUCAUCUGAUAAGAAUUUUGAAUGUGCUCGAUGUCACAAGACAUUCGCACUAAAGUCAUAUUUGAACAAACAUUUGGAAUCGGCAUGCUUUAAGGAUGAUCCGGCAGCAUUAGAGGCAUUAAAUUUUAACUGUAAUAGCAAUUGUAGUUUAACUAGUGAUUGUAGUGAUAAAUUUUCGAAAAGUAACAGCAAUACAGCAACAGCAACGAAUAAUAAUAAUAAUAACAAUAAUAAUGUGAUGAUAACAUCGUUCAUUGGAGCGACACAAGCACAACAACAAGCAACAGCUGGACUUACAACGAUUCAGCACACGUCUAUAAAUAAUAAUAACAAUAAUACUCUUAAUAUAAGCACAAGCAAUACUCUACAUUCCUCAUUAUCGAAACUCAAUCCUGCAACAGUCCAAUUAGCAGCUGUCAAUUUUGCUGGGUAACCGUAGUAGCUGUUUUAUUAACAAUGAAUAUAAACACAAAAAAAAAUCUUUAACUAUUUUACUUAAAUUUAAC
Chironomus riparius is the source of this 2140-nucleotide messenger RNA. The record is from the annotation of a GenBank genome assembly. Lineage: Eukaryota; Metazoa; Arthropoda; Insecta; Diptera; Chironomidae.